UUACCAUUUGUACCGUUGUACGUACUCUUACCAAGGAGACCCGAGUUGCUGGAAAGGCGAUAAGUUGAAAACCCGUUUGGCGCCAUACCAUAUGUUCGACAAAAUUCCCGAGAGAACACAAAGCAAUCACAGGCAAGAGAGGAGGGAUCAAUAAAGCACAGAAUCUGCAAGUAGCUCCAAGCUUCUUUAAAUGGAGUCCUUGUCCAUCCCUACUCAAUUUACCGUUACGAGGUCCUCAGUGAGCGAAGCAACUAGAACCCACCUUACCUGGACGCGACCCAAGUUCAUAGAAUUGCCGAGGGGUUCCUCGAGAAGCAAAUAUUUGUCGAGAAGGCUGUGUUUGAGCAAAGGAAGUGAUGGGAUUAGACGAAAUCCACAUGGGGUUAGUGAGAUAGACGGCGUGAUCAUCGUCGACCAUGGUUCGCGGCGCAAGGAAUCGAAUCUCAUGCUAAAUGAGUUCGUGGCCAUGUUUAGAGAGAAAACUGGAUACCCAAUUGUAGAGCCUGCUCAUAUGGAGUUGGCAGAACCAUCUAUAAGAGAUGCUUUUGGUUCUUGUGUUGAACAAGGCGCAAAUCGUGUGAUCGUAAGCCCAUUUUUUCUCUUACCUGGACGACAUUGGCACAAGGAUAUUCCCUCCUUGGCUGCUGAAGCUGCAAAAGAACACCCUAAUGUGUCAUAUAUCGUAACUGCACCUCUUGGUUUGCAUGAUCUACUUGUGGAUGUUUUGAAUGAUAGGAUUCAACACUGUUUAAGCCAUGUAGCAGGAGAUGCAGAAGAGUGUGCAGUUUGCGCUGGUACAAGCAAAUGCAGGCUCUAUUAAAUUUAGAAAUUGCAGAUCAAAAUCAUAUGAGGGCUCUCUUACAGUGGGGAGCCAUUUCAGCAUUGAAUCUGAUGGAAGCAUCUGGUAAUUGGACAUACAAAGAAUCAUGAAAUUGUGUUCUGGCUAUGAUUUAAGAGGAUGUGCAAUUAUUUGGAGGAAAUCAGACUAAUCAGUUGAAAUGAAGCCCUUUGUCAAGUCCUGUAUGCAGGGAUGUUGCUGUUGGAUAUCAUCAAAGUGAGAAGCAUGACAUGUUUGCAUCCACUCUUUAUCAAUCUGAAGUGUUUUGCAUCAUUUGAGUUUGCAAUGCUCCUGUGAGGCUAACAGGAUAAAGAUGCUGCUCUAAUGGUGCUGGGGUGCCUCUGCAAAUUUUCUGACUAAUCGUGUUGGAUGCAAUAGCUAUAACAUUAAAUAAUCUAUUUGCUUCCUUAUUGUAUCUUGGUUCUAUUUUCAUUAUACAUCAGUUGUAACCAGUGCACUUCUUCCUCUUUUCUAA
Alnus glutinosa is the source of this 1313-nucleotide messenger RNA. Its product is annotated as sirohydrochlorin ferrochelatase, chloroplastic-like. Lineage: Eukaryota; Viridiplantae; Streptophyta; Magnoliopsida; Fagales; Betulaceae. The record is from RefSeq and is a predicted model, not a curated record. Bases 191 to 820 code for a protein of 209 amino acids. Gene Ontology annotation, molecular function: lyase activity. The transcript has 6 exons.